AUGUCUCCCCAUUAUUUCGACACUUUCACCUCUGUCAUUCAGUUCAAGGGAAGAAAUCAGAAGUACCCUUCCGAACUCAAAAUGUCUGCCGCGAGUGGAUGGGGACGGGACCAUCUACUUGCCUGUCGUGUUAUAAUACGACCACAAAGGCCCAAUAUUCUUCCAAUUUUGUCCCAACACUUUAAAUAUUCCGAUACUACGUCUUCGGUGGAUAUCACGAAGUUCCUCGGAGGCCCUGAUAGCAAUACGCAUUUCCAGAAAAGCGAGCACAGUCUUGUGCGAGACUUUGGGUAUAGCAUUUCGCUCGCUCAAACGUGGUCAGCAUUGGGAGCAUUCAAGGGUGAUCGUGACGCUAAGAGGACAGGAUAUGCAAUUGCCCCCGGCAAUUCCGAACAUUCCGAUACCGAAUCUGAUGGCGCGGAUUCUGAUGUUCCAAUGGCUACUGAAUUCGACGGUGGCCGCAUCACUAGGGCUAAGGGGAGAGGGGCGCGUGAAGAAUCAUCUGAACCAACCGUCCCCUUCUGA
Messenger RNA from Penicillium roqueforti, 525 nucleotides. RefSeq lists its product as uncharacterized. The record is from RefSeq and is a predicted model, not a curated record. Bases 1 to 525 code for a protein of 174 amino acids. The transcript has a single exon. NCBI's taxonomy places the organism in Eukaryota, Fungi, Ascomycota, Eurotiomycetes, Eurotiales, Aspergillaceae.